This is a messenger RNA of Laetiporus sulphureus 93-53, 623 nucleotides long. RefSeq names its product heterotrimeric G-protein gamma subunit (G-gamma, Gpg). Gene Ontology annotation, molecular function: G-protein beta-subunit binding. Gene Ontology annotation, cellular component: heterotrimeric G-protein complex. The transcript has 3 exons. Gene Ontology annotation, biological process: G protein-coupled receptor signaling pathway. The record is from RefSeq and is a predicted model, not a curated record. The coding region runs from base 224 to 472 and encodes 82 amino acids. NCBI's taxonomy places the organism in Eukaryota, Fungi, Basidiomycota, Agaricomycetes, Polyporales, Laetiporaceae.
ACUGAGCCUUCACCUCCGUUCACGAUAGACUGCCGCUCCUUUGCGCUCUUUCCUUCCCUCUUUCUGGAGUUUCGCCUUGCAGUCUUUCGGAGUAACGCGCCUUGCCCGCCCCGCCUGCCCUUUCAAGAGCACAGCCGGGUCAGGUUACAUUGUGCUGUCUCUUCCCUCGGUUUCCCUUCAGCGUCCGCUUUCUUCGCCCGACCGUUCCGACGCUUCGUGAAUCAUGAGCAGCCGUCAGACAAAGGUGUCUACGUCCGAGCUCAAGCUCCGUAGGCUCGCAGAGCACAAUCAGCGAUUGAAGGAGGACCUUGCGAGACCUCGUAUACGGGUAAGCGAAGCCAGUGUCAGCUUGAUUCGUUAUUGCAAAACGACGAAGGAUUACCUUGUGCCAUCGGUGUGGGGACCUGUCAGCAAGGCUGAGGAUCCAUUUGGCGAACCACAAUCGGGAUCCGGGUGUUGUCUUGUCAUGUAGGACACACUCGCCCACGGUUCGUCAUCCAUCCCGCUAUGUGUAUCGAGAGACGAAGUCUCUUGCAGAUGAAACAAAAGCUGAGGAGCCCCAGCAACAGACUAUCUAAUCAGUCUCUCCCGCCGCGUAUGCCCUCGCGCUCCUUGAUGCGUUC